Messenger RNA from Osmerus eperlanus (European smelt), 3482 nucleotides. RefSeq names its product ethanolamine kinase 1 (gene etnk1). The record is from RefSeq and is a predicted model, not a curated record. Lineage: Eukaryota; Metazoa; Chordata; Actinopteri; Osmeriformes; Osmeridae. Gene Ontology annotation, molecular function: ethanolamine kinase activity. Bases 122 to 1204 code for a protein of 360 amino acids. Gene Ontology annotation, cellular component: cytoplasm. Gene Ontology annotation, biological process: phosphatidylethanolamine biosynthetic process. The transcript is spliced from 8 exons.
GAUUUUGUGAGAGGCGUUGCCGCAUAUCUAGACUUUUUAUCCUUGUACCCAAGCUGGACUUCAUACAUACGCAUUUACUGCCAUACUGUAACCACCUUGGUGAACAACUGUAAUUUUCAAUAUGGCCAACUACAUCCAUGUACCCGACGAGGCUCCCGCCGUACCCAAAAUAGAUGUAACAUUAGACGAAAACGAUUAUAGGUCUGGCGCAUUGAGACUCGUCAAAGAACUGAGACCGAAUUGGAAACCAUCUGAGGUCAAGAUGAAGUUUUUCACAGAUGGGAUAACCAAUAAGCUGCUAGGUUGUUACGUUGGGGCGAUCAUGAAGGACGUGGUUCUGGUUCGUAUCUACGGUAACAAGACAGAGCUGUUUGUGGACCGGGAAAACGAGGUGAAGAGUUUCCGGGUGCUGCACGAGAACCGCUGCGCUCCACACCUCUACUGCACCUUCAACAACGGCCUUUGCUACGAGUUUCUCCAAGGCACUGCACUAGAGCCAGAACACAUUCGCAGCAUGCCCAUGUUCAGGCUCAUCGCCAGGCAGCUGGCUAAGUACCACGCCAUCCAUGCUCACAAUGGCUGGGUGCCCCAGUCCGACCUGUGGCUGAAGAUGGGCAAGUACUUCGCCCUGGUGCCCAAGUACUUCCAGGACCCUGAAAUGAACCUGAGGCUGAGUGUGGAGGUGCCCAGCUCCAGGUGUCUGAGGCAGGAGAUGGUGGAGCUGCAGCAGAGCCUGUCCAUGCUGGGUUCCCCCGUGGUGCUCUGCCACAACGACCUGCUGUGUAAGAACAUCAUCUUCAACCAGGACGGAGGCAGUGUAAAGUUCAUUGACUACGAGUACGCAGGGUACAAUUACCAAGCCUACGACAUUGGGAACCACUUCAAUGAGUUUGCAGGUCUGAACGAGGUGGACUAUAGUCAUUACCCGGGGCGCAGCCUGCAGCUGGAGUGGCUGCGGUCCUACCUGGAGGCCUAUAAGGAACACAAGGGUCAGGGCAGCCAGGUGACGGACAGAGAGGUGGAGGUGCUCUACGUACAGGUCAAUCGCUUUUCACUGGCAUCUCAUUUCUUUUGGGGGCUCUGGGCUCUGAUUCAGGCCAAGUUCUCAACCAUUGACUUUGACUUCAUGGGAUAUGCAGUCCUUCGCUUCAACCAGUACUUUAAGAUGAAGCCAGAGGUGGCUGCUCUAAAAUUCCCAGAAUAAAAGUCCUACUUCCUGCCCGGUCCUCAUAUGUUAACUGUAGAGCUCCCCCUAGGGGCCAGAAAGAUGAGCCAGAGAACCUGUGCAGACCAAUCUAUCACCUCCUAGACCCUGACUACACUCCUGGCCAGGCAAGGAAACCCCUUGACCCUACCCCAACCCUCGCCCCCAGGCCUUUCCUAAUUAACACUUUAACUGUGUUCACCCACCUGAGACUGAAUUAGAGACCAGACACUAUCAAACAUACAGCUUUCAACCAGGACAGAUCCAUCCAGACCUUUUUAAGUAGUUUUCUAGUCACAGAAUGACCAGAUAUAGUAUGCAAUGAUAGCAGCCAACACUAUGGCUUGUUUGUGUAAAACAAGCAGGCAGGGCACAUGACCAUUGAUAAUAAGGUUAGUCUAGUGUAAUGUUAGCCCAGUGUUGUGUUCCCAGCCUAUAGCCAUAGGACAAACAUGGACCAAUUCAGCUGUGUAACGAAUCAAGUAUCUCUUGUCAAAAAGGAAUGUUUUAGAGAAAGAGAACCUCUAGUGUUCUGGAAUUGUAAUAGAUAAGGAGGCUCGAUUAGGUUCAAGGAUCUUGUUUUUUUAUGUUUUAGGCUAUUGGUUUUAUGUUCUAGGUUCUAUGCUUGAGGCUCCAUAUGAGGUUUGAUGCUCCAGGUUCCUGACUGAUGGGUUACACCAAGGAGUUUAUGUAGGUUUACGUCCCUUCCAAGGCAGCACUUCUCCCUAAUAUGGGUCAGUCACUGGGUGGAAUGUCUCAGUAUCAGCACCACACCUCAGGGUGCUGUGAAGCCUUCAGUGGGGCCACUGUCAUGCCUCCCCCUCCACUGCUACAUAGACCCAGUCAGAUCAGGCACUGAAGCACAGAUCUGAAGUUCUUAUCCUUCACCGAGAGGGCUUGCAGUCCAGGUUAAGAUUGGGUUCAUUCGGGGACUGCGUAUGACACCGUAUCAGUCGAAUUAGAGGACCAACAAACACUAUUUUCUCUGACGAGUGUGACUGUAGACAUCGUAGCAAGUCUCUAACUGGUACACUCAAAGGCUUGUCUCCUUCUAUUUGUUUGUUUUUACAACAGUGCUUGGUUGAAGACGUUCUUUACCAGAGGAACGUUCAUCUACUUGGUUAACAAACCAACACCAAAGUGCUGAAAUGUUUUUGCUGUAUAUAAUGCACGUGUAUUUUUCCACUUAGACACGCGGAAGAAAGAAAUUAUGUAUGAUAUUAACUUUUUAAAAGUGGCUAGUUUUUAUACCUAUUUAAGCGUCUGGAAGGUCUUGGACAGUGAUGUGUGUCAGCCUCAGCCAGGGCUGACACCGUGGUGUGUACCACGACAUCACUUCCUGUAUGAACAGACCUUCCACUUGGACUGUUCACACCCUCACUGUCCCAGCCCUACAGCCACGCUGUCUGUCCUGCCUGUCUGUUAGUCUGUCCCAGCCCUACAGCCACGCUGUCUGUCCUGCCUGUCUGUCCACAGGGACUCAGACACGACGUAAGUCCAGGCAUCUGUGUGUUUCCCACAUGCCUGGGUUUAGGCCUUUUUGUUUUUCGCUUGCCUUUAUUCUGGUGUGAUUUCAUUAGGGCGGCGGCGUGUCUGUCAGUGUCGGUCUCUGUUGUACAUAUUCUGACAAACGCUAAAAGGUCCAACGGUCCUGGUCUGGAAUGCAGGGCUGUGUGCUCGGUCUAAGCUACAGUUUGGUGUGCGUUCCCUCACUUCCUGUCGUCUUAGGACGGAGAUGUUCAUGUGUGGUCAUACCAUGUUUUCAUAACUCCUCAGUGUUUACAAGGUCCCAUCCUGUCAGAAUGUACGCCUGCACAGAGAGACUUAACUCUAGGUAUACGAUAAUGUUUCAGUCGGAAGCCACAGACGGAUGAUGAAACAGCUGUCCUCUCACUCCUGCCUGAUUCAUCCACUCCUUUUUGUUUUUUUGUGUUUUUUUUCAAGUACAUUUAAAUGUGAACGUCAGAGAGAGUGUGUAAAAAAACAAAACACCCAUAAUACAAUGUUUCUUGUGCACUUGUUUAACAUUGUAAAGAAACGCAUAAUGCUGAUGUCUGCUCUGGCGACUGUAGAAUAUGUGUAUAUGUACAUUUAAAAAUGUAAUUAAUAUCUUUUGCUCGAACGUUGUCAAAUGUGAAUGAAUGUACAUAUAGGGAGAUCUGUUUUUUCUAAAUUUUGCUGUUGGGUAAGAAGUAACUCUGGGUAAACUGUGAAAUAAUGUAACAUUUAAAUACUGUAAACAAGUGCUUUGAAAAAAAGAUUAAAGUCUAUACCCUUG